AGGGAGAGACAGAGAGGGACACAGACACAGACAGAGAAACAGAGACAGAGAGGGACACAGACACAGACAGAGAAACAGAGACAGAGACAGAGUGUGUGAAGCGGUGAGACACAGACAGACACGGAGAUAGUUAGUUACAGUGAGACACCCCACCCGGGUCUCACAUGCUCCGGCUCCAGGUCCUGUCCGGCCACCUGGCCCCGGGCUCCGGCCAGCAGCGGCCCCGGGGUCUGGGACUGGGUCUGGGACUGGCCGGCGGGCCAGAGCAGGAGGUGGUGCUGGUGCAUGGAGUGAGGACAGCGAUCGGCAAAGCCAAGAGAGGCAGCUUCAAGGACACGACACCAGACGAACUGCUCUCCGCUGUCAUGUUGGCUGUGCUUAGGGACAUCAAACUCGACCCUCAUCGCCUGGGGGACAUAUGUGUCGGAAACGUCUUACAGCCAGGUGCUGGAGCGCUGAUGGCGAGGGGAGCUCAGUUCAUGAGUGCUAUUCCUGAGUCUGUCCCUGUGUACUGUGUCAACCGACAGUGUUCCUCGGGGCUUCAGGCUUUUAUCAACAUUGCAGGUGGCAUCAGGAAUGGCUCCUACGACAUUGGCCUGGCCUGUGGAGUUGAGAGCAUGAGUCGAAGAACUGCAGGCGAUCCUGACAGCCUGGGGGACGUUAGCAGUCGAAUGAUGGACAAUAAGAAGGCCAGGGACUGCCUGAUUCCCAUGGGGAUAACGUCGGAGAAUGUGGCCGAGCGGUUUGGAAUCUCCAGGGAGAAGCAGGACGCCUUCGCUGUGGUCUCUCAGCAAAAAGCUGCCAAAGCCCAGAGAACGGGCGUGUUUGACGCUGAGAUCACACCGGUUAAAACGACCAUCCUCGACGAAGCCGGCAUUGAGAAAACCGUCACCGUGGCCCAGGAUGACGGGAUCCGAGCCGGCACGACCCUGGCCGCCCUCAGCAAGCUGCGGCCCGCGUUCAAGGAGAAUGGCACCACGACUGCAGGGAACUCGAGCCAAGUUAGUGAUGGCGCUGCUGCAGUUCUGGUGGCGAGACAUUCCAAGGCCAUCGAGCUUGGCCUUCCCAUCCUGGGCGUGUUGAGAUCUUACGCAGUUGUUGGAGUCCCACCUGACGUCAUGGGAAUCGGACCCGCCUACGCCAUCCCAGCAGCACUGGAGAAGGCCGGUCUUACAAUCAAUGACAUUGAUGUGUUUGAAAUAAAUGAAGCGUUCGCUAGUCAGGCUUUGUACUGUGUUGAGAAGCUGGGCAUCCCCAUGGAGAAGGUGAACCCUAAUGGUGGUGCCAUAGCACUGGGACACCCACUAGGCUGCACUGGAACGCGGCAGAUUGUUACCCUGCUGAAUGAGCUGAAACGCAGGGGAAGGAGAGCCUAUGGCGUUGUAUCCAUGUGCAUUGGGACAGGAAUGGGAGCUGCUGCCGUGUUUGAGUACCUGGCAAACUGAGAUCUUCAGCAUUAAAGAACGCAGAAGGAGGGACUGCCCGACAACCAAUAAUAAUGAGCACAAAACACAAGAACCUGUUAUCCUCGAUUUGAUUGUCCCUUCAUGUGCUGUUCCCUGUUUAUUCUCCUGUUUUGACCUCUGUAAAGACUGAUCACUUUGAAAGAGGGAUUCGAACUUCCAGCCAUUAGCUGACAGUAUGGCAAGUCAAGAUUUUAUGUUUUAAAAAUUAUUUGCUGUAUCAAAUGACUAAAAAGCACUCCUGACUAAAAA
This is a messenger RNA of Carcharodon carcharias (great white shark), 1715 nucleotides long. It is a transcript of the gene acaa1, whose product is annotated as acetyl-CoA acyltransferase 1. Gene Ontology annotation, molecular function: acetyl-CoA C-acyltransferase activity. The record is from RefSeq and is a predicted model, not a curated record. The transcript has 12 exons. The coding region runs from base 165 to 1445 and encodes 426 amino acids. NCBI's taxonomy places the organism in Eukaryota, Metazoa, Chordata, Chondrichthyes, Lamniformes, Lamnidae. Gene Ontology annotation, biological process: fatty acid beta-oxidation; phenylacetate catabolic process. Gene Ontology annotation, cellular component: peroxisome.